Molecule: messenger RNA, 3948 nt
Organism: Closterium sp. Naga37s-1
Lineage: Eukaryota; Viridiplantae; Streptophyta; Zygnematophyceae; Desmidiales; Closteriaceae
Source: the annotation of a GenBank genome assembly
AUGGAGGUGGACCCACAGGCCGCGGGGCAGCAGGAGCCGCGAAGCGGAGGGCAGCAGCAGUCGCAGAGCGGAGAGCAGCAAUGGCUGCAGGCUGGGGGGCAGCAGGCGUUGGUGACGGAGAUGGAGGUGGAGUCACACGCCGGGGGGCAGCAGGAGCUGCAGAGCGGAGGGCAGCAGCAGCUGCGCAUCGAAGGGCAGCGGACGCUGCCGAGUGGAGGGGAGCAUCCAAGGAAAGGGCAGCCGGAGCUGCCGGGAGAACGCCAGCUGCCGGCGAGGGAGAAGCAAGCUGCAGACGUGGCAAUGGCCGAGCUAUCACGAGCCCAGGAAAUCCCACGAGAGGAGCGGCAGGAGCUGCAAACAGAAGGGCGGCGGGAGCUGCCGGCGCAGGGUCAGCGGAAGGUCGCGAAUUCGGAUGCUGUAAGCCAAGCGAGCAGAACCCGGGCACGGGGCCGAGGCGGGAGCCGACGUUCCUGCAAAUCGCAAGGGCGGAUUGGAAGCGGGGCUGCCGCACAGCAGGCGGAGGGGCAGCCGGGAGCGCCCGGUGCACCCCAGGGAGAGCGGCAGGCAGGGGGGCAGUCGAGGGCGCCCGGUGCACCCCAGGGAGAGCAGCAGGCAGGGGGGCAGCCGGGGGCGCCCGGUGCACCCCAGGGAGAGCAACAGGCAGGGGGGCAGUCGAGGGCGCCCGGAGCACCCCAGGGAGAGCAGCAGGCAGAAGGGCAGCUGAGGGUGCCCGGUGCACCCCAGGGAGAGCAGCAGGCAGGAGGGCAGCCGGGGGUGCCCGGAGCACCCCAGGGAGAGCAGCAGGCAGGGGGACAGCCGAGGGUGCUCGGAGCACCCCAGGGAGAGCAGCAGGCAGGGGGGCAGCUGAGGGUGCCCGGAGCACCCCAGGGAGAGCAGCAGGCAGGAGGGCAGCCGGGGGUGCCCGGAGCACCCCAGGGAGAGCAGCAGGCAGGGGGACAGCAAGAGCUGCCCGGAGGUCAACAGGCGUUGGCGGCAGAGAUGGAGGUGGAGCAGGGGGUCGGGGAGCAGCAGGAGCUGCAGGCUGGGGGGCAGCAGGAGCUGCAGGAGCUGGAGGUGGAGAUGGAGGAGCCGCAAGAGGAGGCGCGAGGGGAGCUGCCGGUACGCAUGCAGGACGGGAGUCAAACAGACAAUCAACCCCAGUCGCAGGCAGGGCGGCAAGGGUGUCAUGAGGGGAACCAGCCCUUGCUUGGAAGCGUGCAACAGGGGUUGCCGACGAGUGAGUCGCAGGAGUUGAAGGUGCAGAAUCAGCAGGGGGUCACUAGCCCGGGCGGCACAGGCCAAGCCGAAGGGUCGCGGGCACGGCGCCGAAGGGGGCGACGACAGGGAGGGCAGCGGGAUGGGGGCCAGCCGGGGGCGACCCGGGCACCCCAGGGAGAGCAGCAGCCAGGGGGGCAGCCGGGGGUGACCGGAGCACCCCAGGGAGCGCAGCAGUCAGGGGGGCAGCCGGGGUUGACCGGAGCACCCCUGGGAGCGAAGCAGUCAGGGGAGCAGCCGGGGUUGACCGGAGCACCCCUGGGAGCGAAGCAGUCAGGGGAGCAGCCGGGGUUGACCGGAGCACCCCUGGGAGCGCAGCAGCCAGGGGGGCAGCCGGGGGCGACCGGGGCACCCCAGGGAGAGCAGCAGGCAGGGGGGCAGCCGGGGGUGACCGGGGCACCCCAGGGAGAGCAGCAGGCAGGGGGGCAGCUGGGGGCGGCUGGAGCACCCCAGAGAGAGCAGCAGCCGGGGGUGACCCGAGUGCCGCAGGGAGAGCAGCAGCCAUGGGGGCAGCCGAGGGUGACCGGAGCACCCCAAGGAGAGGAGCAGCCAGGGGGGCAGCGGGGGGCGACCGGAGCACCCUGGGGAGAGCAGCAGCCAGGGGGGCAGCCGGGGGUGACCGGGGCACCCCAGGGUGCGCAGCAGUCAGGGGGGCAGCCGGGGGUGACCGGGGCACCCCAGGGUGCGCAGCAGUCAGGGGGGCAGCCGGGGGUGACCGGGGCACCCCAGGGUGCGCAGCAGUCAGGGGGGCAGCCGGGGGUGACCCGAGCACCUCGGGGAGCGCAGCAGCCAGGGGGGCAGCCGGAGGUGACCCGAGCACCCCAGGGAGAGCAGCAGGCAAGGGGGCCGCCGGGGGCGACCGGAGCACCGCAGAGAGAGCAGCAGGCAGGGGGGCAGCCGGGGUUGACCGGAUCACCCCAGGGAGAGCAGCAGCCAUGGGGGCAGCUGGGGGUGACCGGGGCACCCCAAGGAGAGGAGCAGCCAGGGGGGCAGCGGGGGGCGACCGGAGCACCCUGGGGAGAGCAGCAGCCAGGGGGGCAGCCGGGGGUGACCGGGGCACCCCAGGGUGCGCAGCAGUCAGGGGGGCAGCCGGGGGUGACCGGGGCACCCCAGGGUGCGCAGCAGUCAGGGGGGCAGCCGGGGGUGACCGGGGCACCCCAGGGUGCGCAGCAGUCAGGGGGGAAGCCGGGGGUGACCCGAGCACCUCGGGGAGCGCAGCAGCCAGGGGGGCAGCCGGAGGUGACCCGAGCACCCCAGGGAGAGCAGCAGGCAAGGGGGCCGCCGGGGGCGACCGGAGCACCGCAGAGAGAGCAGCAGGCAGGGGGGCAGCCGGGGUUGACCGGAUCACCCCAGGGAGAGCAGCAGCCAUGGGGGCAGCCGGGGGUGACCGGGGCACCCCAGGGAGCGCAGCAGUCAGGGGGGCAGCCGGGGGUGACCGGGGCGCCCCAGGGAGCGCAGCAGUCAGGGGGGCAGCCGGGGGUGACCCGAGCACCCGAGGGAGAGCAGCAGCCAGGGGAGCAGCCGGGGGUGACCGGGGCACCCCAGGGAGUGCAGCAGUCAGGGGGGCAGCCGAGGGUGACCCAAGCACCCGAGGGAGAGAAGCAGGCAUGGGGGCAGCCGGCGGCGACCGAAGCAUCCCUGAGAGAGCAGCAGCAAGUGGGGCAGCCGGGGCACAGUGGCGGAGCACCCCAGGGAGAGCAGCAGCCAAGGGGGCAGCCGGGGGUGACCAGCGCACCCCAGGGAACGCAGCGGCCAGGUGGGCAGCCAGGUGCGACUGGUGGAUCCCAGGGAGAGCAGCGGCCAGGGGGGGAGCUGAUGGACGACCUGGAGCAGCAGUUGGUGGAGUGGAGCCGACUUUUGGAGUUAGAUACUCCCAUGGCGACUGCGGAGGAACCAGAGGAAGACGGGGAGCCUCCCAUACCGCCUUCCCUAUGCCCUCGUUUUCCAUGUGACACGUGUUUUCACACGUUCGCUACGAGAGGGGCCGCUGCGAACCACAUGAGGGCAUGCAGGGCGGCUGAGGCGGAGAGGCGCGCGCAGGCACUUGGCUCGAUCCCGUCCCUGGUGGAGACCGACACGCAGGAGAGACCGACGCCGCGGGACUUUGGGGACGAGGCGUGGGCCGGGGUUACGUUAUGGGAGUGGGAAGCAUUUUUCAGUGUGGAGGCGGUUGGAGGGAGGACAGUGCGCCGGAUCCCACAGCGGGCCCGGGCGGGGGUCUUGGACGCGCUCUGUUGCAUCUUGAAGCGUUUGAAGAACCGACCGGGGGAUGAAGCCGCUACCCUCCUGCUCUUGGCGUUUCCGCGCCUCAUCCUAGCCGUGCCUCCCAAGCCAGGCAUAGGUCAGAAGGCGCUGAUAAUAGAGCGGCUGGGGGCGUUCUGGGAGGGGAGGUGGCGGGAGCUGUUCGACUCUGCCAUGGCAGCGGCGCGGCCAGCAGUUCGUCCACUCGCCUACACUUGUUCUGACCAGGACCCGGAUGCCAUCCGCCUGUCACGCUGCCGAGCUCGGUGUAAAGUGGGAGAGUGGAGUCGUGGACUGGCUUGCCUUACAGCAGGAGAGUUGGCGCGACCGUCUGAGGCCAUGGUGCAGUCGCUGCAAGAGAAGCACCCUGCUAGCACUGGCGAGGACAGGUCCCCGAGCGGGCACGGCCCUGGCUCGCCGCAUCCAACCUAG